Molecule: messenger RNA, 252 nt
Organism: Aspergillus lentulus
Lineage: Eukaryota; Fungi; Ascomycota; Eurotiomycetes; Eurotiales; Aspergillaceae
Source: RefSeq, a predicted model, not a curated record
AUGCAGCAAGAUAACCAGUCUUCAAAGGAGAGUAGCACUACUGUGGCGCAUCCGCCAAACGGAAAUCCAGACUCGGAGGAACUGGUCUAUCAAGCAAAAGAACGCUAUAAAAAUGCACUCAAUUCGCUGAUCACCCUUAUCGCUCAAGGCGACAAUGACAGUAUUAACAAGCUUUUGGAGUUUCUACGGAAGCAAGAUACCAUCCAUGAGGCGGUGCAGGAGGUGUUGCAGUUGAAGUUUCUUCCGGAGUAG